GCGGAUAGACCCCACUCGCCGCGGAGUGACGUCACCUUCCGGGCUGUCGCAAGCGCCAAAGACGACGCUUGGGGCGUCGGCUCGCCCUAGAAAACACCGCGCGUUCAUCCGUCAACAUCGGUCGCGAAAGGGCGGCGAAGCGACCUCCAAACGCGGCCACAUCGGCGACAACCGUGAGAAUGAUUCUUAAUCUUCAAAAGAUGCUUAUUCCCAUGCUAUUUUGCAUUCUUCUUGGAGCUCUACAUGUCACUGCACAAGAUGGAUGUGGACCACCACCAAGAGUAAACAAUGGACGACCCGAUUCGACGAACACAUUUUUUCCUGUGAAUGAAUUUGUGCGGUACAAGUGCAAUUCUGGUUAUGCUCCAUCAAGAAACUCUUCAUUACGUCUGACGUGCGUGGCCAAUGGGACUUGGGAAGAGCUAAACUAUUGGUGCGAGCGUAAGCAAUGUUCUCCAAAACCUAUUGACCAAGGCUCUUACACUGGCGGCACCUUUUUCGGAGAUACCGUUACGUAUACGUGUGAUGUUGGGUAUGAGCUCACAGGAAAAAUAUACCAACUUACAUGCAUGGCUGAUGGGACUUGGAAUCCAGUGGAUCCACCAGAUUGCCAGCCUGUCUCGUGUCCUGAGAUAGAUGCUACUGAGAAAUUGGUGUUUCAGCUAUCACUCCAAUAUCAAUACCAAUCAAGGGUUACUUAUAGUUGUGAGGCUGGCUUCUCACUUAUAGGAAACUCAUUUCAGGACUGCUUGGAGAGUGGCACAUGGUCUGCAUCCAAGCCCAUCUGUAAAGAUGUUAAGUGCACGACACCUCCAUGGGACAUCACCGACGGCCAAGCGAUGAGUGAACGUAAAGAAGUGUAUAAGUACAAAGAUAUUGUAAGAUACCAAUGUUCAGCAGGCUAUCAGGCUGAACCAAGUGAAAUCCAGUGCACUGAGAACAACGAGUGGUCUGCCACGGUCAAAUGUGUCUUUACUGGCUGCCGCAACCCUCCGCUGAUUGGCAAUGGUGACGUGGUGCAACCGAAGUCGGAGUAUGCCAUCGGUGACUCGGUGUCCUACAAAUGUCGCGAAGGCUAUCGGUUAGAGGGCAGUGAAACGGCUACUUGUAGGGCAAAAGAUCAGUGGACACAGCCUCCAACGUGUGCAUCGGUCACAUGUGGCCCUCCAGCCACAGUCACCUAUGGGAAAAUAAAGGAACAAGCGAAGACUCUGUAUGCAUAUGGAGACAAAGUGUCAUACAUGUGCGAUGACACUUAUCAUCUGGUGGGAAAUGGUGAAAUUUCUUGCCAAAACAAUGGGCAGUGGUCACCUUCACCUCGCUGUGUGUUAAGAACAACAUCUCUUCCGCGCACGGAAGUUUCGUCUCAGUGUUCGUGUGAACGACCCCCUGCGAUUGAAGACAGAGAAGGACAUGACAAAGACAAGCCUACAUAUGCCUGUGGAUAUAGAUUCUCGUACAAGUGCAAGACAUGUUGCUUUCCAGUUAACUCUGAAAUUACUUGCCAACAGAACGGGAAGUGGUCACAUUCGCCUGACUGUGCGUUUGGAGCUACUUGCGUUGUUGUCCCUGUUAUUAUUAUUGUAGCCCUCAUUGGUGCGAUUGUUGCAUUUGCAUUCUACAAGAAAAUUGCGUGUUUUGCACCAAGUGGAAGCAAAACCAUAAAUGAACCUAGGAAGAAUGAAAACGAAAUCCCUCUUAAUGAUCCUAUGUCGUUCAAGCCAAACGAUGCAUGAGAGAUCACACGGAGCAUGCAGAUGAAUGCGUGUUCUGAAAAAAACAUCUUCUACAGAUCUGGAAUGAAGACCUUUGUAUAGUAAAGAAAAUGAAUAUUAAUAUAAGGACUGAAUAGGGUUCUUAUUUUUCACAUUGGUCUUAUUUAAUGUUAUUUGUUCAGCAGAUGUAAGCGGAACUUGUGGAUACAAAUCUUGCCUUCUAAAUGAUUUUAGCACUGAAAGCCUUAUUUAAUCAGUAUUGUAAAAUAAAACCAACUUUAUUUGGUAAAGGUAAUUUAAGAAUGCACUUGUCCAUAAAAUAAUGUUAUUUUUGACUGCUAAAGCUGCUUGUGAUGCGCCCAUUUCUUUAAAAGUAAAAAAAAAAGAAUUUUCUAAAAUGUGGUGAAUUGGAGAGCAUUUCUAUUGUUACCAGCACCAUAUAGUAUUUAAUUGAAGCACCUUUUUAUAAUCGCUCUAAAUAACUGUUGUGUUGCCUUGGGCCUUUACAAAACAACCCCCCCUCUGCUUUGCCCAUCACGACCAUCAACCUGGCAUUGCAUUGUCUUGUUGGCGCAAGCUUCUACGCCAAUUGUUAUUACCUCAUACCAGCUUUAUCCAUUGGAAAACCCUUACCCACCCUGGCAUGGGAACAUCCCACCCAACCGGCACAUACGCGUGUGCCAGUUUGAAUUCAGAUUCUGGGACCAGCACGCAUUUGUUUAUGCAAUGAUGCAUUCGAUAAACAUCGGCAAGAUUUUGGUGUCUGCUCGGCCGCUUUUUUUUUUAAGCCAAAGAAAUGUGUUUCGGAUUUUUAGUUGUUGGACCCCCCGCAGGUGAUGAUGAUGCCGCCAGUCUACUUAAACCCUUACUCCCACCUUCAGAUAAAAAUAAAACGCUUCUGGAAAAAGCAUUGGCUGAGUUAUGGAGGGACGAAUCCCAUCUUACAUUUGACCACAACAGUUACCUGACUUGAAAUGUACAGGAGCGGUUUGGACGAUGACUCGCUGUAAUUAGGUGUGGAACUCGUGCCUGAUUGGAACUUGGUUUAGACCAAGGGAUAAUUGGAAAAAGAAAGUAAAUUAGGUUCAGUAAAUGCCAAUAAAUGUGUGCAAUUAAAAUACAUUUUGCUGGAAAUUGUAUCAUUCCUGAGAAAUUGGCCCUGAUCUUGUAUAUAUCCUUAGCUCUUACAAUCUUAAUAAAACAAUGUUUGUAUUUCCAUUCUGUAACCUUAGCUUUGUGCCUAAAGCGAGUAGGAACUCAUUCCUAAUCCUUAUAUAAACACAUUUGUAUUGCAUCUUAACCACCACAAAUCACCGUAAUUUCUGAGGAUGUAAGUUUCCAAAACAAAAUGAAUUCUGUAAAAAUUUAAGAAUUACAACGUCCUUUUUGAAAGCCGAACAGCAUGUGAGGGUUGUUUGAGUAACAGUUAUCACCACUAGUGGUGCAUGUUAAUGCUGCAAUGUACGACCUGCUUGCAGUCCCGACUGUGGUAUUUGCUUAAGUGAUUGUGGACAUGUAUAAUAAGUACUCUGCUUUUCCUAUGUUGCCUGUCGUAUUAUAUAUAUAAAAAAAUCACGUUUCAUUACAGUGAGUAUUCCCUCUUGUUUCCCAUCCUUGAUGUAGAUUUAGAGCAAUCACUCCCAAUGUGCUGUUGGCAUGUCAGUUGGCCUUGCGCGCAUGGCUGUUUGCCUCUCCAUCAGUACUUUUGCACAGUUCUGGUGAAAUAAACAACUUUUGCUGACGAUGCCAAUGGCCACGAACACUUAUCCAAAUACAAGAUUACAGCAAAUACGUAAUUACUUUUUAAUUUAAAUGUUAUGAAUCUAAUUAGAAAGCCCUUUCACCGUUGAGCCAAUCCAAUUGUCAAGCUGUGUAUUGAGCAUUUAUUUUCUCUUGCUUUUACCACACACAAUCGAGGUAAUCGUGCCUCAUUUGCGCACUUUGUAUUUUGUUUGCCUUUACAUCUUCUGACUCCGGUUGAGCACAUUACGAAGAAUCAGUGCCGACUAAAGUUGGUCCCAGGCUCCUCCAAACACCAACGAUGUUUGGUUUGAUCCCCAGGUGGCUGAUUAAUUAUAUAAAGAAAUGCUCAGUAUGCAGCCUACCUCAGAAAACCACACUUAUAAAUGACAAGCACGUUAUCUGCGACAAGACGUUCUAACAACGUCCUUUAUAAAUGCUUCUGCAAGCGGGGUUUGCCGUCUUAAUUUUAACGGCUAAUAUCAGUGGUUUGUGCAGACUUAAAUUGCCAAAUGUCUCAGUAUACUCCCAAAUUACUUCAUUUGGAAAGGUGGAAAUCGUCAUACCCACCUCCGUCUCCCAACCCCAAAAAUAACAUUUGACUCGGCCCUCUGGAAAGUGCCACAGGAGUUAAAUGGAUUCUGCGUUUCCCUGACAGGCCACUCUGCUUCUCUCCAAACAUUUUCUUCCAGCUGUGCAAAAAAACCAAUGGAAUAGCAUUCACAAAGACUGUAAAUAAAAAUUAAUUGCCUUGGGAUACUUUUUUUAUUACGUGAAAUCGUACGAUUUCAUCACAAUUGUAGGACGUGUGGUUAUAGUGCGCAAUGUUUCAUGACUGCUAACUGUGUGUGUUUAUAAUGUGGCUAUUGCACCGUGUAUUGUGGUGUUGAACUGUCGUGCCGCGUGUGAUGACUGGAAAUGGUGGUUUGCCUGCAGAGGAAAUGUGAUCUGUUUGGCACAAGCCAGACAUUUGAGUGGAUACAGUGAAACCACUUAAUUGCUUUGUAUAGGAUUGGUAAAGUUGGAAUCUGGUAAUUGAUUUCUUAAAAUGUAAUCUACUGAGCACUGUAGUUGUAGCACUAUAUUAAGAUAGCUUGUAAUCAUAGGCAGAUGAAUGAUUUGUAUUGACAUGUUGCUCGAUUUUUUUUUCGAUGUUUGGCUGCUGUUUUACUUACGAGAACGCAAGUUAGUUUUUCAGUGUUAGCUAUAAUGGUGUUGGCACUGAAAAGAAAGUUAAGAUUUGGACCUGUGCUUAGAUUCAGACUUGGGUCCUAUACAUAUUCCCCUCUUAAUUCUGCUUGGAUAUAUGUGCAGUAAGGUUAUUCAAAUGCAUUUCUAAGACAGUGCUGAUCACAAAUCAGGUGAUAAUAGUGUCAAUAUUAUGAACUUUUUAAAGGCAUUUAUUUUAUAAAGGAAAUGAUGGAUACUCAAAGUUAAAUAAAUAAGUGACAACUUGCCUACAAGGGGCGAUAUGAAGGGUAUAAUAAACAAAUCUUGUUUCAAUAGACAUCGGAGGAAAUGCCUUUGAAAAUUAUUAAGAGUCCAUAUAAAUUAAAAACAAAGAACUGCAUGUAAACUGAGAACGGUUCCAACAACUUGUGAAUGCGUAGAUUUGCAGUGAAGCUCGUGAUGAUGGGGUUUUGGGUCGAAGCGCAGUGUUGAAGGGUGACGUUUGGGCACUGUUUGCGAGUACUUGUGUGUUUAACCUGUUGAGCUUUUAUAAUAAAUACUGCCAAAAUUGGGGCCUCAAUUGCUGGCGGUUGCUGGUGGUUUUCAUGACCUAAAUCCAUAAAACACUGGCAAUAAAUACAUUUGUUUAGUGAUAAUUGCUAACAGCACAAUGCUUUGGAGAAGAUGUACCAUAGGUUUUGCUGCCUGCCUUUGUACUGGACAGCAUUAAAGACAUCACGUGAUAUCUGUCGUUCGUUGCCUUGCUCUGCUUGUGUUAAGUUUGUAUUAAAGUGACGCUUACACGUGGCAU
Lethenteron reissneri (Far Eastern brook lamprey) is the source of this 5436-nucleotide messenger RNA. Its product is annotated as membrane cofactor protein-like. The record is from RefSeq and is a predicted model, not a curated record. NCBI's taxonomy places the organism in Eukaryota, Metazoa, Chordata, Hyperoartia, Petromyzontiformes, Petromyzontidae.